GCGCCGGGGAGGACGCGGCCACGCGACAGCGCGACAGGGCGGCCAUGGGCCUGGCCGUGCAGCCCGGGGCGCCCUACGCGCGCGCGGGCGGCUCCGAGCGCGGCUGCUGGUUCUACCUGCGCUACCUCUUCCUGUUCGCGUCGCUCGUCCAGACCCUCAUCAUCGUGGGGUUGGUGCUCUUCAUGGUGUACGGCAACGUGCACCAGGGCACCGAGGCCAACCUGCAGGACACUGAGCGCCGCGCCGCCGCUCUACACGGCCAGGUCGUGGAGCUGACGGCCGCGCGCGCCAACCUCACGCGCGAGCUCAACCUCACGGCGCGCGCCAAGGACAGCAUCAUGCAGAUGCUGCUGGGCGCGCGCCGCGACCUGGAGGGCAUCAACGCCAGCUUCCGCCAGUGCCAGGCCGACCAGGCCAUCUACCAGGAAAAACUGCGGUACCUGGUGGCCAUCAUCCUGAGCGAGCAGAGGUGCCAGGAGCAGCUGAAGGCGGACAACAAGAGCUGCCACGACCGACUCUCCGUGCUGGGCGAGAAGGGCAGGACGCUGGAGAUAGAGCUGGCCAAGGAGAGGGCGCUGUUCCGCAGCGAGAAGGCCGUCUGGGAGCAGGCCCGGCGCCAGCUGGAGGCGCAGCUGGCCGAGUGCGGGCGCGCGCGGGAGCAGCUGGCGCAGCACCAGCGGCUGGCGGAGGGGCGGCUGCAGCAGGUGCAGGCGCUGUGCGCGCCGCUGGAACGCGACCGGCUGGAAACCGAGCUGCGCACCCUGUGGCGUGACGCCGUGGUCUCGCGCGCGCUGGACAGCCUGGGCUACAGCGCCGGCCUCAGCCCCUUCCACUCCGUGGGGACCGAGGUGGCCGCCAUCCGCCGGACCUGCGACCAGCUGCCCGCGCUCAUGGCGGCCAAGGCCGAGGAGCUGGCGCGCGGGUUGCGCGCGGGCAUCGAGCGCGCGGCGCGAGAGAACGCGGAGCUGCGCGCGCAGAAGCUGGAGGCCGAGCAGCGCAUGCGCAGCGGGCAGGCGGCGGCUGAGAAGGCGCAGCGGGAGGCGGCGCAGCUCGAGGUCCAGUUGCGCGCGGAGUGCACGCGCCAGACGAACCUGGUGCAGGAGGAGAAGGCGGCGUUGCGCAAGGAGCAGGAGGCCCUGGCCAAGGAGCUGGACGAGCGCAGGCGGCAGGUGGAGCAGAUGCAGAUGCAGGUGGAAGUGAAGAGCUCGGCGCUGGACACCUGCGUCAAGGCCAAGUCGCAGCCGCAGACCCCUCCUCGCCCGGGGCUUGCACCUCCCAACCCUCCGACCAUCAUUGACUCAGCCAGCCUGGAGGAGUUCAAGAAGAGGAUCCUAGAGAGCCAGCAGCCCUUUGUGCUCCGCCCGGCCAAAUGCCGAAACCCAGGCCCUGAGAGGGCACCGUGGGGGCACCUGUCAUCCUGGCUACUCAGAAGCCCCAGGCAAGAGGAUCACAAGUUAGAGCUCAGCCUGUGGCUGAGGAAGCGACCUCAGGACGCAGGUGAGGAGCCGGCGAGGACACUGCACGCGCUGCCGACCCUGGGCCAUUGCGCCUACCCCCCGCUGUCACCGCGCCCCCCCCCGCCGCGUGAUGUCACCGCACUGCCACGUCAGGAUGCUCGCUCGCAGCACGCAGACUCCGCGUGACGUCACAUCGCCACGAUGACGUCACAGCGGAGACGGUGUUGCGCGCUGGCGCCUGCGCAGAGGCCGCAUUGGCGCCGUGGCCCCCGAAGCCUUACCGCGCGGCGAUGACGUCACAAAGCCACGGCGCCGGGGGCAGCGGCCGCACCGGGCGGAGACACUCGCCGUGACACUCACGCGUUGCCCGUCACAGCCCGCCGAGGCGCCCACAGCAUCCCUGGCUCCGCACCGCCCUGCGUCCCGCCGCCCUCCCUCCUCCGCUCCCUUAUCUCCCCUGGCGGAGGUGAGAACAGGAAGCCAUUCGCCGCCACACACCCCACCUCCGGCGUUUCCAGGCCCCUCGCUGAGUUUCCAGACCUUCCUUGGGAGUUUCUAGGUCCCCCUUGGGGGUUUUGAGGGCCCCCCCUUGAGUUUCCAGGAGCUAGGGAGGGCCUGGGCCCGGGAUGACAGACCCCCACAGGCCUCGCACGCACAGCCCCUGCCCUGCCUGCGGCCAGUACAGAUACUGGUGUCAUUUAAUAAAUAUUGUAAACCCUG
This is a messenger RNA of Heterocephalus glaber (naked mole-rat), 2177 nucleotides long. RefSeq names its product plasmalemma vesicle associated protein (gene Plvap). Lineage: Eukaryota; Metazoa; Chordata; Mammalia; Rodentia; Bathyergidae. The record is from RefSeq and is a predicted model, not a curated record. Gene Ontology annotation, biological process: regulation of vascular permeability; positive regulation of cellular extravasation.